Hylaeus volcanicus is the source of this 8086-nucleotide messenger RNA. It is a transcript of the gene per, whose product is annotated as period circadian protein. Bases 1220 to 4651 code for a protein of 1143 amino acids. Gene Ontology annotation, molecular function: transcription corepressor binding; transcription cis-regulatory region binding. Lineage: Eukaryota; Metazoa; Arthropoda; Insecta; Hymenoptera; Colletidae. Gene Ontology annotation, cellular component: cytoplasm; nucleus. Gene Ontology annotation, biological process: circadian regulation of gene expression; negative regulation of transcription by RNA polymerase II; entrainment of circadian clock by photoperiod. The transcript has 17 exons. The record is from RefSeq and is a predicted model, not a curated record.
GUCUUCUUACCAGAGUUCAGUUUCUCGUGAAAUGGUAUGUACUGUAUAAUUAUUUUAUUAUUUACCCUUGGUAACCUUGUUACGCAUUCUAUAAUUUUAUAAACGCAUAACAUUUUCCCUCAGGGGCUGUAGCUAUCUUUAAUUGUAGCUGCAGUACGGGCUUAACGAUCCCGAGGUACCCAAGCUAAAGAGGACUCGUAAGCCCCAAUAGGAAUGUAAAGAAUGUAAUUUAAGAAGUUAAAGAUCUCAUAUAUGCGAACCAAAUUAAAUGUGACAUGGAAGAAAACACAUGUACAAGCCUGUGAUUUAUAAUAAACAAGGAGAAAUGGGUACAAUAAUCAAUAAAGUUCUUCAAUCUCAUAAAAUAAAAAAAAGAAACAAAUAUCCAAACAAUCUUUCCGCUUCACGGAACAAUAUUGAGUCUUGUACAUAUUUUCUUGGCGGCUGAAAAGCAAAACUCUAUCAUUUUCGCGGUAAAUUCAUGUAGGUUCGUUUCUGGGUAUCGCAAUUGCCUGUAAACAAGAAUUUUCGGGCCACUAGAAUUUUUUCAGACUAAUCCCAGCGGAAAGUUGCGAGGAGUCAGAGAUGGGCAAAACUCUAGGCUUCGAAUAAAUCUGAAGUUUGCCGAUGUGUUUGUCUCGUUUCUUCCUCUGGGAAAUGUUCGGAAGAGGAAAAGAGGCAAACAUAUCGGCAGACUUUAGAUUUAUUCGAAUCCUAGGGUUUUGCCCAUCACUGCGAGGAGUAGGCUAUUUUAAUCGCGUUCAUCGUUCGAGAGGUUUAAGUAGGGCAUGUUUCGCAUCGAUAUAGGUUAACAGAGAAAUAGAGGGGGUACGGCUCACGUGUUACCAAACGUGCUGUGCGAUGCGGAACAGUCGGUCGCUACGCGCGAAAGAUACGCGAUACUCGUCGGGGUUUCAGUUCUCAUAGAUAUCGCCGACUGGAACGCAGCAUGGUGUGGUUUAUUUUCGCGUUUACCAAGAACUUAGUGAAAACGUUCGUUUCUUCGUUAACUUUAUACUAUUUUCGCGUUUAAAUCAUUCGCGUGGUGCGUCGUUUAACAAUUUUAAAUACAUAAGGUGAAAACUUUUAUUCCGUGAUUUUUAACGAGUUUAAUAUUAAGAACAGUAGAAAUGCGCCAACACAAAGUUCAUUUAAUUUAGCAACAGUGUUUGUGACCAAAGGGAUAUCGUCUCAGAGGAACAUUAUAGGAAGUAGAACGAUGGAAGAGAUAUCCACUGAAAAUGCCAAGGUGUCGGAUUCCGGAUAUUCCAAUACCUGCAGCAAUUGUCAGUCACAACGGAGCAGUGGCAGCUCAAUUUCGAGAAACAGCAACCGCUCAGCGAGUAGCGGUUAUUGCGGUAGGCGUCCCUCGACAUUUGGAUCCAGCAAUGAAGCCCUACCGCAGCCAAUCAGCAAAAGAAAGGAUAAAGAACACAAGAAGAAGAAGUCGAAGGCGAUCUUGGCUGUUAACACCGAGUCAAACGUUACCUUGAAAAACGCCAGCACACCACCAGAGGCAGUCUCCUAUACUGUCGUCGUCCUAUCGAAACCUGUACUUGAAAAGAAACCAGAAGAAAUAGCCACUGUAGAAUUGGUGGACGCAACCGAUCCCGGAGAGCACAACGGCGAUACCGUCACAGAUGGCGAAGCAGGACUUGCUUCCCGUCCGAAUCCUCUGGAUGAUUCCACCUCUCAAGCAAAUGAGGGAUUCUGCGCGGUGAUCUCGAUGCACGACGGCCUGGUGCUGUACACGACAUCCUCGAUAUGCUCGGCACUAGGCUAUCCCAAGGACGCGUGGAUAGGUCGUUCCUUCAUCGAUUAUGUCCACCCCAAGGACAAGGCAACCCUGGCUGAACAGAUCACGCGUGGAGUGGCCUCGCCGCAGGAAGACAGACCGAAAGGUAUCAAUGGUAGAAGAGCAAGCUUGUUCUGCGGCCUGCGAAAAUACAUUAGAUCCGGCAUUCACCACUCGAGCAAUCAGCACAAGGAAGCAAGGUCGAAUUUCUAUCUUCCCUUCCACUUGACACUGUCGUUUAGGGAUUUUCGAGACCGUGCCACCGAGCAACAACACAAAGCGAUGUUUCUGGUGGUCACCGCACAACCUGUUCAUUCUGCAUACAAAGCGCCAGAAGAAACAAUAAUAUCUUCGAUAUUCACGACCCGCCACACCGCCACGUGCCACCUAUCUCAUGUCGAUCCCGACGUAGUCCAAUACUUUGGCUAUCUACCCCAAGAUAUGGUCGGUCGUUCGCUGUUCGACUUCUACCAUCCCGAGGAUCUGCCCUUCAUCAAAGACAUCUAUGAGACUGUGAUCAGGCUCGAAGGUGCCUCCUUCAGGUCGAAACCGUACAGGUUCGGGGUGCAGAACGGUGGCUACGUCGUCCUCGAAACCGAGUGGUCGUCCUUUAUCAAUCCAUGGACGAAAAAACUAGAGUUUGUCGUAGGUCAACACAGGGUACUCAAGGGACCUACGAGCCCGGACAUCUUCCGUGUGCCGCGCGCCACGGAGUUCGGUCAGCUGUCCAACAUUAGCGAGGAGGUUCUCAAAGAGGCCAAGAUCAUACAAGGAGAGAUACAUACACUUCUUGACGAGAACAUCCAAAGAAAGUCAGAUAUAACCAAGCACGACGUCUCAAAGAGGUGCAAGGACCUCGCGUCCUUCAUGGAAAAUCUGCUGCAAGAGACGAGGACGUCCGGUCUUGGCAAAGAUGUGCUCGCUACCGACGAAAGGAGUUUUUCGGGAUCACGCAAUCCCUUGUUACAGGAGCACGACAGCGUGAUGCUCGGUGAGAUAUCGCCCCAUCACGAGUACUACGACAGUAAAUCGUCCACCGAAACGCCGCCCAGUUACAAUCAGCUCAACUACAACGAGAAUAUCGAAAGGUUCUUUAAGAGCAAACCACCGGUAGCGACCAUGUACGGCAGCGACGAGGAGAAUAUCAAUUCCAGCAAUGACGAGGGCGGGAAGACCAGCCCGACAUCAGCAGGUGAGAUUUCCUUGAGGAGGUUUCGCUCAGCGAGGAAAUGCAUGUCGCCCAUAAACGGAAGUGGCGCAAGCGGUAGCGGAAGCGCGGAGAAUCUAAGCAGCGGCUCCAACAACCAAACCAGCUCAGCAAGCGGAGGAAACACCUCAAACACCACGCGCAACACUACCACCACGGAAAGUUUCAAGCCGCCUACUUUGACCGAGUCGUUGCUCAAUCGUCACAACGAGGACAUGGAAAAGCUGAUGAUGCAAAAGCACAGGGAGCUUCGUUCCAGCAUCAAGAACAGCGACAAGCUCAAGGAUUCGCGGAUAAAAACAACCACUGAAAGAGUCGCGGAACCCAACGCGCAUUUCAUCAAUCAGAAUCAUGGAGUGAAGAGAAGCGGUAGCCACAGUUGGGAUGGAGACAGUUUCAAAGUGUCGAAACACGACGAAACGUCAAGGACGAGUACAGCUGGCCAAUUUCCUGCAAACGUUGCUACUACGGUUACGAGCAUGAGCGUCGAUCAAUCAACUGUAAUUCAGACAGGUGCUAAUAUUAAUUUGUGGCAGCCUCUGUCGGUUACCGUGCCCCCGCCACCGCCUGUUCAACGAUGCAGUGCGCCGCAAAAUGCCCAUUCACAAGCAAUACCCAGAAUACCAAUACUACCAUCGAUGAUACCAGUAUACUAUGUUCCGGCUCCACAAACGAACGAUCCUGCAGCUUUAUCACCCCAGCAGGAGAAACUUAGCCUACCUCAAUCAAUGCAGCCUCCACAAUUAAAUCCUUACAUGUUUUUGCCAGUCUCAUACGUGACGACAACGAUGGCUGGCGUCAUUUAUCCUCCAGUAUUUGGUGCUCCUCCGAUGGGGAUGAUGUACAGACCAUUUUCGAACCCCGGUCAGACACCAGUUACGAGAGAGAAUAAUCUAUCUAGUACUAUCGACAAGUGUUCCGACCGGAAGCGACCAGCAAGCCAAGCGACGAGUGUCAAAGCUGAACCGGGAAGCACCAUGGCGAUGUCUGAAUCUUCUAAAAAGGUUCUAUCACCUGGUGAACUGUUCUCUUCAUGCGUGAGCAACGACGGAGGAUGCUCGAGCUUGGUGGACGCAUCCACUCCAGUAAAUCCAAAAGUCCACAAGCUGAACGAUUACAGCGUCGACGACUCGAGUUCGUCGAGCUUUUACAGUAGCUUCCUGUACAAGAGCAGCGACAGCAGCUGCAACCCAGACCAGAAAGCCAUGGACUAUCUGCCAGAGGACAACGCGAGACAGCAACAAGGUAAAAGAAGAAAAGAACCGCCGUGGCUCGAGGGUGUCCAACUGACGCCAGAAUUGAUAUACGAAUACCAGAUACAUCCGAAGGCUCUGAACGAAGUGCUCCAAGCCGAUAUGGACGCCUUAAAAAAUUUCAAUCAACCUCUCCUGGUGAACGACCAACUAGGACAACUCUAUUUAGACUUGGAAGUCGAGGGAUUCGAAACGAAGCUCGUUCUCGAGGACGGUAUCACGUCCAGCAGCAGCGACAGCGGUAGCAGCAACGAAAGUUGGACUGCAGGAACGAUGUCACAGCAAAAGCACAGAAGGAGAAUGGUGAAGUACGGUAAGCUCGUGAUGAUUCACGAAGAGAACGCGCCAAUGCCGCCUGCGUUACCACCGCAAACCGUGCCCUGCCAGCAGUUCUAGAAACAAUUCUGUGACGAUCAACCCUCCGACUAAACGUCGUUUUCAAGUUCGAAGCAAUCGUAUCCAGUGUCGUGCUUUGAAUUUGUUGUCGACACUUGGCUCGCCAACUGGACGCUGCACGCGAAUUUCGAUUUCAUCUCGACUAUUUUAUUAUAUUAUCGCGUAUAUUUUACGUUUGAAUUUCGAGGCAGAUAAAAUUGUCUGUAUCGCGCGUAUAUAUUAUCAACGUUUUCUUUUAUAUACAUAUAUUCUAUAUAAUAUUAUAUAUUCGUAGCUGUCGGAUAUAUUCGACCCUUUCUUACUGACAGAUAUACAGGGUGCCACGUAUAAAGUGUUUUCUGAGAAACUACCGAAGACGGGACAAUUUUAGGGGGUAACUGUUAGAGGGAAAAAGGUGAGACCCUGAAGUUUAAAUAGAAGGUGGUAUCAAUUUCUUAUUAUUCAGAUACAGUGGGUAUAGAAUGUAUUUGUACACCGAUCAAUUUCCAAAAAAACAAUGUGAAAUUGUAAUCCAUUAAAUUCUUUUUUAUAAACAAUGACAUUCUACAUAUUCUUGGAAAUCUUUGUAAUAGAUGCAGUAUAAAAAAAAUUAGUUAUUUAUAUAAAUUGCAAAAUUAACAAGAAAAAAUACGAAAAACUGGUAGAAAUAUAGAAGCAAUAAGUAUUCAAACAAAUGUUAAAUUUUCAAAACUUCAUUAAAAAAAAACAUGAAAUUUACAUUAAUUUAUAAAUAAUUAAUACUUCGUGGGAUUUCCUUUUAAUUUUAUAACUACUGCAACUCUUCUAGGCAUUAAAUUAACUAUCAUAAAUGUCGAUGUUAUUCGGGGUAGGAUCUUCUUUCAUUCCUUUAUUAGAGUAUUUUUUAAGUCCUUUUUACUGGAAAUUUAAUGUUUUCUAAUUCCCACGAAGCAAUAAACUGAUGUGCUUAUGUUACAAAUUCUACUGUAAAUUGUUCGUCAUAAGAACCGUGCGAAUACUUAUUGCUUCUAUAUUUCUACCAGUUUUUCGUAUUUUUUUGUUAAUUUCGCAAUUUAUAUAAACUAGUGAUUGUUGUUUGAACUAUAUUCUAGAGAUUUCCGAGAAUAUGUCAAAUAUCAUUGAUUAUAAAAGAAGCAGUUAAUAAACUACAAUUUCACACAAAAGUUUGUUGGGAAAUUGAUCGAUGUACGAAUACAUUUUACACCCACUGUAGCUUCAAUGAAAAUUAUUUCUCCCAACAGUGAUUCCAACAAUCCUUCUAACAGUUAAUUUUAAUUAAAAUCCCGAGAAACGAAAUUGAUAUCUUUAUAAGCAUUUGAGGAAACAGCUAGCAACGCUUUAUGUGGGACAUCCUGCACAUAUCUAGUAUGUAUAUACAUACUCCCAUAAUUAUUGCUAUUAUUGCUAUUGUUAUAUUUUUUAUAUUUCGAGAUAGAGUGUAAGAUAAUAAUUUCGUUAACGAUAAAUUUAGAGAAACUAGAACAUUUAAAUAUAAUGUGCAUACAUUUUUAACUGCCUCAGACGCGGUUUAUUCUCACCAAGACGUGCGAGUCAAUUCAUACGAUUUAGAUAUAAACGCUAUUUACACGAUAAGGAAUCUAAAUCAUACGUUUAGGAUCGGUUCCUCGAGACUAAAGUUCCUACUACUUCAUCGAACGUAACUCGUCGGUACGUUAUCGUCGCCCGCGAUUGUAUUUUUACAGACCCGUUAUGUCGAUGACGAUUUGUAGUCGUGAUUUUGUCACCGUUUGGAUGAUGGAGAGAAUUUUUCAUUGUUACGAAGUUUCUGUUAUCGGAUGUCCCCGUGAUUCUCGACAAUUGAAGCGAGAUACUUUUUAACGAUGGAUUUUUCGCGAAUAACGUUGUCUCGUUGGAUCUCGUUGUUUGAAAUGCGAGACAUCCGUUGGAAAGUUCGACGAUUGCAAAAUGUUUCAACCCCUUAAGCUACGAUUUAAACUCCGAUAGCCUGGGACCAAAAUGUGAUGUUUACAUUUGGCCCGAACAAUACACAAGGGCCAGGCUCGUGAUAAUCAGUUUUGGCCCGAAUAUCCGACCACGAGUCUCACGCGUGGUUGUAGCUUAAGGGGUUAAUAUAGGAUUAAUAGGGAAAGGAUAGUGGGGAUUAGAAAUUCGAGGCUCUGACGAUUCUUCAUAAUUAAUAUUAUUUCACGUUUCGUUAGAAUUGCAGAUAGCUUCAUCGAGGCCUAAUUGCACACUGAUAUCGAUGAAAGUGUAUCGUAGCAUUUUGCUAUCAAAAUGUUAAAAAGAUCAAUCUAUUUAUAAUCAUUACUAUUAUGUUUGUUACAUAUACUCUUACCCUUAAGUUGGAAAAAAUUGAGCAACGAUCAACCAGCCACGUAAAAUUUGUUAGAUUUUAAUCUUAAAAUACUUCACACGUUUCGAAUUGUAAAGAAAACUGAAUGUUAAUAUCAGUGAUCAAUGUCAGUGUGUCAAUUGCCCUCCAAAGAAGCUAGCUAUAUUACUUAGCGAAACGUCGGAGUAUUUAACAUAGAGGACACGAUUUGCAUCCAAAAGUUUCAAAUAAUAUCAACUAUGGUUAUAAAACUACAUUUUAUAUAAUUUUGUUGACAGCAGCCAUAGAAUUGGGUCGAGUUAUUUCGUUUUUCGUUUAAUAGACCUUUGUCGAAUACUCAAUAAUUUCCUAUUCUUUUUUUGCGAUUACCUUGUAAUAGGACUUACCUAAUUACGUUAGUUAUCUGGAGAGAGUUAAUGGAAUCAAACUCAUUUUGGAAUGACUGUUUUCAUUUUUAUCAGAAGCUAUUUUGAUAGUUAUUUCUAUUUAAUUUUAAUUGCAAUUUUCUUUGUACAGAAAAUUCUUUACUACAUGAAAUUAAUAAACUUAGUUAGUGGUUUUGAAGAGAGAAAUGUUGAAUAUAGUAUUUCGUUUGUCAAGUAAAUUAUAGGGGUGAUUUGGAGCGAGAAGAUAAAAUUAUUAUUUCAAAACGGGACCAAACGAUGAGGUAUUCAGCAUACCAUAUCGGAUAUGCUACCUCAGAAUGCGAAUGUUUGGGUAAAAUACGUAGAAAUGUAAAAUGGAGUCCAAUAGUCAUCGAUAUAUGAGACUGUGCUCGGUUAACCCUUAAACGACAUCGUGGAGGCCAUUAGAAAGUCCUCGUUACUUGGUUAAUUAAUUACUUGGCAUAUUUUGGGUUUACAUACAGUCGAAACAUUAUUAACCAAAUUACUUGCAAUGUAGACUGAAGUAAUCAGCCUCCAUUUAUUUUUAAACAAGCGAGUAUAUUAAUAAUUACUGUUUUAAAUAGUCGUUUAAGGAUUAAUUACACUGAGAGUUUUAUAUAACAGUGAGACUGUGACGUUCUGCAAAAGAUGUGGCAACUCUUUUUAUCCUAUACCAAGGCUGCGCACCAUGUCUAUCUCAGAGCAUGGCGAGCAUGCGAACUAGUGGCGCCACGUGUUGUGUUUUUAAAUUAAUAU